This is a messenger RNA of Serpula lacrymans var. lacrymans S7.9, 1980 nucleotides long. RefSeq lists its product as uncharacterized. Bases 1 to 1269 code for a protein of 422 amino acids. The record is from RefSeq and is a predicted model, not a curated record. Lineage: Eukaryota; Fungi; Basidiomycota; Agaricomycetes; Boletales; Serpulaceae. The transcript is spliced from 7 exons. Gene Ontology annotation, molecular function: protein binding.
AUGGCGUCGCUUCCACCACCACCUUCGCCAGUCCAUCUCUUGCGGUCACACUUCAGCCCAGUCAACGUUCUCUCCUUUUCAAAUGACAACGAGCGAUUAUACUCUGGGGAUACCUCAGGACUUGUCGUUAUCACUAGCACCCGCUCGCUGCGUGCCAUAGCGUCGUGGAAGGCGCAUUCGGACGGUUUGCUGGGUGUAGAAGAAUGGGAUGCUCACAUUAUCACGCAUGGAAGGGACAAUAAAAUCCAUGUGUGGGCUCGCAUCGACGAGUUCCCUGCGGCUGCUUCCAUAAGACUGGGAGGUUCAGCUUCACUGCCAGGCCUACCCACCCCAAACCUACGCUAUUCCCUGGACGUAAAUGCGUUGAACUAUUGUCGCUUUUCACUUUUACCUCUGCUUCAGGCAGAGCAUGCUAUCCAGAAUACUGACACUGAGGCACUGAUAGCUGUGCCCAAUCUUGUCGAGUCUUCACUGGCAGACGUGUGGACAUUGCCUGCUUGCCAGCGACUACAUGCAGCUAUAGGCAAACAGGAAAGCUCUGACACAGAGUCAGACGGGCGUGGAAAUCGACAGGCUGAAGGUAUAAUCAUGUCCAUGCAUUUAUUCACAACUCUUCCAGACACCGCAUCAUCUUCUAGCUCGCCACGAGAACUGCGUUUGCUCUGCGCAUAUGAGAAUGGCGGUGUCAUACUCCGCAGAUAUACUGGACCCGAAAAUAAAAAAACUAUUGAGGGCAUUGGAUGGCAAGUAGCAUGGAGUAGCACACUUCAUGUUGAAUCUGUCAUGGCCAUGGCAGUCUCAAGGGCCUGUACAUUUGCUUUAACCGUCUCUGCAGACCACCUCGUCGGGCGUUAUGAUUUGAUAAGUGCAGGGCUGCCUGGCGUUUCGUUAGAAGAUGCGUGUAAGGUAUACAGGACCAAGAAACCGGGCAACGCUGCCAUUGCUAUUCGCGACGACGGGAAAGUGUGUGCAAUCGGAGGGUGGGAUGGCAAAGUAAGACUUUAUUCCACCAAGACAAUGAAGCCACUGGGAACGCUCGAAUAUCACAAGCAAAGCUGCCAAGCGGUCGCGUUUGCUAGAUCAACACCGUCCAUGGAAAAAGAGCACGACUCCACUGUACAGUCGGGCCUCCUGGAAGUUACGGAUGAUGAAGAGAGCGACGAUGAGAUGAGCGAAGAAGAAAUGCGGAAAAGAGGUCUUUGGCUAGUUGCUGGAGGAAAAGAUAGCAGAUUGUCUGUGUGGACUUUGAUGAGCUUCGACAAAAGGUGAUACUACAACUUUUCAGUCGCAUACGAAACAGUCCCAUCCGAUAUUAAAUAGGUGAGGCUGGUGAGUUAUCGGAAGAUGUACAAUCGACAACAAUUUCGAAGCUCAAAUAUUCUUUCAUAUCAAUCGGAUCAGUACUGGUAGUAUCCCCACAUGAAAGCACUGCGAGACAAACAACAAAUGUUAUACGAUAUUCGGUAAUAAAUAUCAAGUCUUGGAAUAAAGAUUGCAGCACAAAGACAUUCUCUGAAGAAAUAAGAUGAAUAAAAAGAGCGAAUAUUUGACACUGGCACGAAAGUCCGUGGUUGACAGUAGAAACGCUAACGCUGCUCUUGGCGCUCCUGCAUUACGAUUAUACAUUUACAAGGAGAAGGUCGGGAAGGAAGGACAAGAUGAGCUAACUGUGGCUAUAAUAAACCAGCAGCUCUUAGAUCUUGCAGCAACCUAGCUUGCUCUAGCGUAUGGCGGUCUGGUACGAUUGAACUGGCAUUUCUGUGUGGAGGGGAAGCGGCAGGAGGUGUGUCUGAUGCUCGGGGCUCUGGAAUAUCCUCUUCAUGGUACAUUCCGAAAACACGCUCAAUAUUCCGUCUAGUGGAAAGAUCUAGCUGAAUGUCUUCAGGGGUGACGACGGUAGGCGUAGAUGAUGCACGAAUGGAAGACUCCCAUCGCUUUACACGCCAAUAUCCGAUCAGGGAGGAAAGGAGGAGGAACCAA